CCCACUUCAAAUAUGGCCGCUAAGUUCCAGUCUCCUUUACCACCUGAUCGUGGCAACAGCUCUGGCUUCAUGCCCAUUUCCAAAAGGGCCUCUUCCCGCGAGGCUGAAGUUCUGAGUGCGCAAGCGCGAGCGCAAUUCCUCUUCCCGGCAAAAUGGCGAUGAGCCUGGUGAGCGGACGCCGGGAGCUUCUGCGCCUUUUACGGCCACAGCGUCAGUUCCACAGCGUCUCAGGGCCCUCUCAUUGGCCGCGGAAACCGCUGACCUCGGGACUCCUCUUUCCAACCGGCCGGUGCUGCGAGCGCCCGCACUAUGUCCUCCUCGCGGGCCCUGGUCCCCGGGGUCUCAGUACCUCCGUGAUCUUGUUCGCAGAAUCCCAGGUUCAGGCCCCUCCUGUCAUUCCUGCAACUCCCUCACCCACAGCAGUACCCGAGGUGGCUUCUGGAGAGACCGCAGAUGUAAUCCAAGCUGCUGCAGGACAGAGCUUCGCUGAACUGGGGCUGGGGUCAUACACCCCAGUGGGACUGAUUCAGAACUUACUGGAAUUUAUGCAUGUUAACCUAGGCCUACCUUGGUGGGGGGCCAUUGCUGCAUGUACUGUCCUUGCCCGCUGCCUGGUGUUUCCUCUCAUCGUGAAGGGCCAGCGAGAAGCAGCCAAGAUCCACAACCACUUGCCAGAGAUCCAGAAGUUUUCCGCUCGAAUCAGAGAGGCCAAGUUGGCAGGAGACAAUGCUGAGUUUUACAAGGCCUCCUCGGAAAUGACAUUUUACCAGAAAAAGCAUGAUGUUAAACUCUUUAGACCUCUUAUUCUACCUCUGACUCAGGCCCCGAUUUUCAUCUCCUUCUUCAUUGCCUUGAGAGAAAUGGCCAACCUUCCUGUGCCCAGCAUGCAGACAGGUGGCCUCCUGUGGUUCCAGGAUCUCACACUAUCUGACCCCACCUACAUAUUACCACUGGUGGUCACUGCUACAAUGUGGGGUGUCCUUGAGUUAGGUGCGGAGACUGGUGUGCAAAGUUCUGAUCUUCAGUGGAUGAGAAAUGUGAUCAGAGUGAUGCCCCUAGCGGUGUUGCCCAUAACUAUCCAUUUCCCCACGGCGGUGUUCAUGUACUGGCUCUCCUCCAAUAUGUUUUCCCUGGUCCAGGUGACUUGCCUCCGGAUUCCAGCCGUACGGACUAUACUUAAAAUCCCCCAGCGUGUUGUGCAUGACUCCAAUAAAUUACUUCCACGGGAAGGUUUUGUAAAAAGCUUCAAAAGAGGAUGGAAGAAUGCUGAACUGGCACAUCAGCUCAAAGAGCGCGAACGACGCAUGCAGAAUCACUUAGAACUAGCUGCCAGGGGUCCCUUACGACAGACCUUUACCCACAACCCAUUGCUACAGCAUGGAAAGAAUCAGCCUCCCAGCACCCCUAAUGGCAGCAGUGCCAAGCCAAAGCAGCCCUGGCGUGACACGCUGGGCUGA
Messenger RNA from Odobenus rosmarus divergens (Pacific walrus), 1457 nucleotides. It is a transcript of the gene OXA1L, whose product is annotated as mitochondrial inner membrane protein OXA1L-like. The coding region runs from base 153 to 1457 and encodes 434 amino acids. Gene Ontology annotation, cellular component: mitochondrial inner membrane. Gene Ontology annotation, biological process: protein insertion into mitochondrial inner membrane from matrix; mitochondrial respiratory chain complex IV assembly. The record is from RefSeq and is a predicted model, not a curated record. The transcript is spliced from 10 exons. Gene Ontology annotation, molecular function: membrane insertase activity. Lineage: Eukaryota; Metazoa; Chordata; Mammalia; Carnivora; Odobenidae.